AUGUUUCCUUUCGCAUUUUCACUCUUUUUGGUCUCUGGUGCUCUUGGUCAGAGUGUCAGUCAACCUUCUCCUACAUCUACUCUCGAACCCUGUGCGCAGAUUCGUGAACUUCAGAAGACAUCUCUUGCGGCUGACCCGGCUGCAACUGUUUUUCGAUUUCCUCCCGAAGUCGCCUACGAAUGCCAACUCUCGGUUCCUAUCGUUCAAAACGACGCUUUUCAAAUCAUCGAUGGCUUAAGAGCACUUGUCGAAUGGCAAAGUACACUGGGCUGGUUGAAGAAUCCCCCUGCGGGCUAUCCAUUUCGGCCUGUAGAUCUUGUUGGGGGACUAGAAGAGCUUAGGUCACAAGUCCAAUCGGGGCACCUGAAAAGCGAAUUGGAGUUUGAAUGGAAACUCAUCGGAUUGCUAAGUUCCGCCAGGGAUGGGCAUUUACAAUUCCACCCCGAUGCAGACUUUGUGUUCUCGUUUCGAAACCCCAUCGGUAAUCUCGUCUCUGUAUCCUCUGAUGGAAGAGCUCUUCCUGAGGUCUACCUGUAUAGCGAACUGAUUCGGGGUAUCAGCGAGGGCUGGGAGCCGUCGGCGAUUUCCAAACUCAACGACAUUGAUAUUGUGGAAUGGCUCACUUACGAAGCUCUUAACACAACUUUCACCUUCCAAGACCCUGACGCAAACUAUAAUUUCCUCUUCUAUUCAAAUACCGGCUCCGACGGUGCAUUCUUUGCAAACGCUGAAAGUCGAUACAACGGAACCGACAUGACUGUAAACUUCAAGAAUGGCAGCACAGCGUCUUAUGGCUGGGUAGCCGCCACCGCCAAAAGUUUUGCAGCCGUCGAAGAUGGAACCUCCUUCUACAAUGCCUUUUGCAAUGUGACACAGAAGCUCAGCAACACUGACCCCGGUUCGUCAGCGGCGACAUCAGACGCUUCUCCUGGUGCCAGUGACCCUAACCAAUUGAGACCACUUUACCCCAAGGCCUUGGUGAUAAGUGACGAUGCCUCUAUCGCAGGAUACUUUUCGGAAUCGGACCCCGACACGGCGAUUCUCUCCAUUAACGGGUUUUCUGAAGGGGCGGCUCCAUCAGCUCAACAAACUAUGACAUCGUUCCUCAACAUGUGCAGGGAACAAAACAAAACAAGGCUGAUUAUUGAUCUGAGCCAAAAUGGAGGAGGAACCAUUAUGCUCGCAUACGACUAUUUCAAACAGCUCUUCCCGUCACUUGAACCGUACCUUGCGGGUCAGCUCCGUGCCCAUGAACAGUUGGAUGUUUUGGGUCAAUACUUCACUCCCCUUGCUGAACAAGCUCAGAGAGAUGAUCCUUCCAAUUUGACCUAUCUCACCGACAGAGGAAGGUACGGGUAUUUCGACGCUCGAUCUUUUGUCAACGAUAGCGGUCAAAUUUUCGAUUCUUGGGACGACUUCUAUGGUCCUGUGGACCGCAAUGGAGACAAAUUUACGAAUCUCUUUCAGUUAUACAUCAGGAAUGCAGAUUAUGACCAUUCUAGUGGCGCCAUCACAGUGUCUGGAUAUGCAAAUAACAGCGAGAUUGCCCCACAGCCUUUUGACCCGGAAAACAUCAUCACAUUUACCGACGGAUACUGUGCGUCAGCAUGCACAAUUUUCAUGCACCUAAUGAGGUACCAAGCAAAGGUGAAGACAAUCGUCGCGGGCGGUAGGCCCCAAAUGGGUCCUAUGCAGUAUGUCGGCGGAGUAAAAGGAAGUUUGGAUAUGCCCUUGGACUAUGUAUACAACCAAACCAAAUACCUCUACGAUCAUGCACCAAAAGAAAUGAUCGAAAGAGCAAACAAAACCCUCCUCAAAUCGAUCUUGGACUAUGGUUCUUAUCUCCAGCUACGCAGUGUAAGUCCGCAAGCACUGCCCUCUGUUAACGGCCAAAACGCAAUUUCUCAGUACGACUCGUCGGAGACCCCUUUACAAUUCGUUACCGAGGCUGCAGACUGCCGAAUAUGGUUCCAGCCGAUACACAUGGUGAAUAUCACAGCGCUAUGGGAUACAGUGGGCCAACAAGCGUUUGGACUGAACGACACGAAGCCAUAUUCCCUUUGUGUAAAGGGUAGUACGAAUGACCCUACGAGUCUCAACGGAAAUGGAACUUUCUAUGACGAUGGCCGUCUCGCAAACGUGACGGGCUACGAUCCCGACAACAAUGGGACUGUUUCCGGCACAGAAGAUGGGAACAAUUCUGGAUCGAUAGACGGGACAAAUGGGGCAAGUUCGCUAUCCAAUGGACCGACAAUUUUGAUGGUGCUUGCCUUGUGCUCAUUCUCAGCUUUACUUUAG
Exophiala spinifera is the source of this 2298-nucleotide messenger RNA. RefSeq lists its product as uncharacterized. The coding region runs from base 1 to 2298 and encodes 765 amino acids. Gene Ontology annotation, molecular function: serine-type peptidase activity. The record is from RefSeq and is a predicted model, not a curated record. Gene Ontology annotation, biological process: proteolysis. The transcript is spliced from 5 exons. NCBI's taxonomy places the organism in Eukaryota, Fungi, Ascomycota, Eurotiomycetes, Chaetothyriales, Herpotrichiellaceae.